Messenger RNA from Triticum urartu, 1124 nucleotides. The record is from RefSeq and is a predicted model, not a curated record. Lineage: Eukaryota; Viridiplantae; Streptophyta; Magnoliopsida; Poales; Poaceae.
ACACCCGGCCCGCCUAUUCCUUCCUGCGGGCAACCGACAACAACCUCGUCCUCUUCGACAUCUCCAACCCGCAGAAAAAAGUCAAGGAAAUCGUCCUCUUCGACAUCUCCAACUCGAGCCGGAGUUGCUGCCGGGAGCCCCCGGCAGAUCUGUUCGUCUACAAGGCCGGCGGUCCUCGCCCCUUGGUGCAGGGUCUCCCUCCCUUCGCCGAGUACAGUAGAAGGCCGUUCCUGACGGAUGACCUCACCACAGGCAUCCUGCAGCUCGCGGAGGACCACUACAUUGUUGCCGACCUCAAUGUCUACCCCAAAAGAAAGGGCAUGCGUGCCGAACUCUGCGUCUUCAACUCCGAGACUGGAAGGUGGAAAAUCAUCCCCAAAUUGGACCCGGGCAAUGGCGGCCAGUUCCCCGAACUCUGGUCAACCGACAAUGUGCUCGCUUUCGACGGCUGUUUCCUGUGCUGGGUCGACUACUUCAGCGGUGUCCUGCUAUGUGACUUCUCCGAAAACAUAGACUCCCCGUCGCUCUGCUCCGUGCCUUUCCCUGGAGGAAAAGAGUACCGUGGUAAGGUACGGGUUGAAAGGUACUUCCCGGAGAGAUUCCAAAGUGUGUUCAUCAGCCAAGGCAAGAUCUGCUUUGUCCACAUUGACAAUGACUUCCAUGACAGAGUCCCUGGUCGCUGCCGCCGAUGCCUUGAGCUUCGUGAUAGAAAAAGGCAAGGGCAGCAGCAGCAGACUCCGAAGAAAAUCACCAGUUGGACUUUGAAAUCCGAGUUUGAGUGGAAGCUACAUCGUGAGAUCAACCUGGACUCUCUCUGGGCGCAAGCUGGUUACAGGGAUCUGCACAUAGAUCAGCGUCUUCCUGAGUUCCCAACCAUCAGCUUGGAUGACCCCGAUGUUCUGUGUUGUCUGUUAACGGAGGAGGAAUUUUAUGGUAAUGGGUGGAUGAUCAUGGUAGACAUGAACCAUGCACGUCUACGGUCAUGUGAGUUUGUGGGUGUGGAUGCUCACGCUAACAAGUUUCCUAAUGCCACCGAACUUUCAACUGUCUUCUCCAAAUACCUUGAAAGGCCAACUGCAUCGCAAAAGGGAAAAAAGAAAAGAAAAAGAAAUGCCAGCAGAUAA